This is a messenger RNA of Sycon ciliatum, 5199 nucleotides long. RefSeq lists its product as uncharacterized. Gene Ontology annotation, biological process: cell migration; regulation of Arp2/3 complex-mediated actin nucleation. Gene Ontology annotation, molecular function: protein binding. Gene Ontology annotation, cellular component: lamellipodium; plasma membrane. Bases 573 to 4298 code for a protein of 1241 amino acids. The transcript has 4 exons. NCBI's taxonomy places the organism in Eukaryota, Metazoa, Porifera, Calcarea, Leucosolenida, Sycettidae. The record is from RefSeq and is a predicted model, not a curated record.
CGGCAAUCGCUGAGCUUCGGAAACAAGAUGUCAACACCGCUAGAAAAGUGUUUACAUCCAGCCAGAGCCUCCAAACACUUCGAAUCCAGCGAAACACAAGCAAGGCCUUCUAUUUGUUCUUGUUCCCGAUGUUCGCUCCUCAUAGCACACAGGUUAAUUUGUAGGACACAUGACUUUGUUAUCACGUUAGCCUAUCGAGUGCACCUUUGAGCUGGGAGGAUCUUGUGCGAUCAACCGAAACAAUUUCUUCGCUUUGCCACCGAGCUCUACUACGAGAAGGUCGGACCGAUCUGAAAGGUAAUCUGAGCAAUUUGAGGGGAUAAUCCGUGACGAGUGAGAGGUAAACCUCACUAGGCAAGCUACGUUUCAGCACCACUUCCGAGGUGUUACUUCACGCCUCGCUGAAAGGGAGGACCUAACUCCUAAGGAGCACGGGCGGACACGCUGCGGCUGAUCAGCUACCAGCAGGCUAUCGCUGGAGGCAGUGGACACGGGAGCGGAUCCACCGACUGAUCUACCGCCUCGGCAAUGGAAACAAGGGAAGUCAAUGACUUGACUGUCAACGUGUGCAAAUGGCGUCCGCAUGGGAAAGUCCCGUGUUCAUUGGCCUGCUCAGCAGAAUGGUCAAAACGUUCACUCCAGCCCCGCUGCGUAUCGAGUGUGAGUCUAAGGGACUGAUUAAAUGCACACAACGUCAGGGCUUCGCCGCGUUAGUCGGUCCUGCUGCCCAAAAUGAGGCCCUGCUGGACGCUUUGCGAUCUGGAGAUGACGAGUCUUUCCAUGUGUUCCUGGAGUGCAUCCGUGACGUAGAGCCGGAAGCAAGCGUCAGGGAGAUCUUGGCAAAGCUAGACGGCGUAGACAAGCUGCGGACAGCUGGUGGUGCGAGGGCUGCUGAAGCUGCUGGAAUGCUUGCUGCCGGUGCUACACUUGAUCGUCCUACUGCAAUGCAGUCACUGGACGGAUGCACGGACGCCAGCGCAGGCUCAGGUAGGCUAACUGGUGUGCCUGUCACGACUGAACGAUUGCGUGCCGAUGAAGAUUUGCUCAGUGAGUAUGCUGCCAUGCUAGUGGGGCAGUGCGAUGAACUGAAAAGUCAAACAGCGCUGCCGGGGCUUAAAACAAAGCGGGGUCAUCGCGUUGACGUCAGAAAAUUCUUCACGCACGUACAGGCCGUAGCCAUUGGUGAAGCCGAGGCUAGCUAUGAAACUUCUCAAGACAUAGCAGUUCACAAUACGUUACCCCAGGCCCACCGCGAGUCUAGUUUCCCGAUAGUGAAUGCAGUCCAAGUCCUGCAAACUGAACCAACAAUCGCAAAUCCAGAGCACCUAGACCUGGAAAAGAGCUCCAUGGUGGUUUCACCAGCAGGUAGUGGUAAGACCACACUGUGUCAAAUGAUCUUGGCACAGUACUGUGAUCCAUCACCGAGUAUGUUGAAGAGCCGGUGUCGCUUUCCCAUCUACAUCUCUUGUCGGAACGAUAGACAACGUCUGUGCAGCACUGACUGGUGUCACUUUCUUGCGUUGGAUGAUCAAUCGUUGGAUUUCAGCACUGGCGAGCAGCACCGUGUGCUGAAGGUUCUGCGCCAGAAUUCCGAUAGCCUUCUUCUGAUCGUCGAUGGCCUAGACGAAGCAGGUUUCGACGAGUUCCCUGUCCAGAGUUGCUUCAGAGAGACAGCAUACAGGAAGCGCAAGGCAUUCGUUGGAUCACAUCUUCUGCUGACGGGUCGGCCUUGCAAACUGGCGUCAACUCUGGUUGAGCACUGUGAUGCUUUCUUUCGCCUCACAGGCUUCAGCCAGGCACAGCUAGAAGGCUUGUUUUGCCAAAUCCUGGGUGAUCCCGAAGGCAGAAAGUGCUGGUCAAGUCUUCAGGAAGAAGGCAUGGAGCAUGUGAAGGAAGCCGCCUUGAGCAUACCGCUGAUGGCAGCCCUAGUGUGUGAGUUAUAUUACUCCCGUCAUCAAGUUCUACCACGUUGCAGCGCUUCACUCUACGGUCAGUUUCUUGACAUGAAUACAUCAAAACGGCACGGCAAUCUACAACUAUAUGCACAAAAACAAGAUCCUACCUUGCAGAGCCAAGUGCCUACUUAUGCCAUCAGGGGUCAAUUGAGUCACCCCGUGAACCGUCUUUCCAACAGCAGGGCGGAAAAUCCUCACCGCUUGGCUAAGUCCAAACUGGUCAGCGGUAGCUUUCAGGAUAGGUUUGGUGAGGCCGCCUUGAAAAGCCUCAGAGGGAAGACUUCCUUAAUUGCAACUCGUCUUCUUUCCGCUGAGCAAUUUGAAACAGCAUGUGACCUGGGACUGCUGACAUCUACCGAACGAUCACAUGUUUCGGAGAAAUAUUCCUUUCUCCACCAAACCUUCCAUGAGUUCUUCGCUGCACACUGGCUGGCACAUCAACAGGAUCCUGGCCAUUUGGCAAAGAUCUGCGCACAGUCUGAUGAGAUUGGUGUGAGUGAGGCAACUCGUCCGUUCUGGAAGUUUGUCUGUGGACUCGUCCCUGUCCAGCACUUAGCAAGCAUUUUCAAAUGCAUACGAGAUGCUAUGAAAGCUGCAGCAGUCUGGCCAGCAAACAUGAAUCAAUUUCUCUUAGCCUGCUUCACUGAAGCUUCGGAGAGGUGCAGACAAAGCGGACUCAACGCAUCUCCAUCCAGCCAGCGAAUUGAGCAGCAACACCUCGUUACAGCUGCACGGUGUGUAUGUGCUGAGUGGCUAGACCUCAAUGGCAUAGAGCUGAGCACAUUAGACGGGUUGUCACUCAAGGACCUUCUUGUUACCAUCGGCCAGUUAAAGGCACUGAACCUCUCUGGUUCACUGUUGGGAUUCAGACAUGUGGGAGCCGCCUUAGUGCAGAAUGUCACCACCCUGGACCUGAACGGCGUCAGUCUCCAUGGUGAUCCCAUCACACAGCUGUCUCACUGGCUGUGUACUACUGAAAGCAGGCUAACAGAUUUACAUCUCCCCAGCUGUGGCUUUCAAACCACCGACGCCUCAGCUAUUGCACAUUGCCUUCGCUCUCAACAGCUCAGAUGUAUUAGUCUCUUCCGCAAUGCCUUCAGCAAAGAAUUCCUGUCUCAAGUGGUAGAGGCCAUGCAGGGCUACAGCAGCUCAGUAGUGGCACUUUGGCUAGGUAGGUGCUCUCUUCCUUCUGGUUGUGGCGAGCUAAUUGCCAGCCUGGUGGAGUUAUCACCUCGACUUACUAGACUGAGUGUGGCGGGUAACCACAUCACUUCCCGGGAUGCCACCUUAGUCUUGGAUACAGUGAAGAGUCGGGAUCAAAUCCGGAUUUCAUUCUCUGAUAACCAGCUUGACGAUUCCAUCGGGGAUUGUAUUUGCUCGAUUUUUGCAUAUCGCGCCACUUCCCAAGACCGCCUUGACACCCCCACUGCAAACCAGCAGGGCAUGGGCUAUUUCAGAGUAAAAUUGGCAGGAAAUUCCAUAAGCUUGGAAUGCCUUCAGAAGGUUGCACAGUGCGGGAUGAUGGCUGCAACAGACUGGGUACUCCACAACAUGCACUGUGUGGAGAAUGGACAGGUAAUCCACAGAGGUGGACACAUUGUGCAGGCAACUAACGGACACACUGUCGACUUUAGAGAAUGGUGUAUUGGAGAUGAGGGCAUUGAUUAUUUAGCACCCACAGUAUCUAAGAGUACGGACAUCCGCCUACUGGACUUGGACCGCAACCAUCUGAGUUCUGCUGGAGCACUUCAGCUAGCCAACAUCGCACUCGCCCACAACACCACCCUGCAGGUACUUGAUCUACGCAGCAACAAGAUUGAAGUGAGUGGACUUGUGGCCAUUUUGGAGGCAUGUUGCCUGCCCACUUCCUCCUUAAGAGCACUGUACAUUGAGGGUAACCCAGUUUUUGCAGCAUGCGAUGUCAGCCACACUGAAAUGCACAAGCUGUGUGGCAUCCUGCCACACACCAGUCAACUGCGCCAUCUUGGCUUGGCGAGGACAGAGAUGAGGAGCGAAAUUGCCUGUGCUAUUCUCAAGGCACUCAAGACGAAUACAGCUCUGUCAUUCCUCGGCCUGACCGGUAACCACCUAGGUGACUGUGUGGCUAGUGCACUUGCCAGCCUCCUGCCGAGCAACGACUGUCUGAAGAGAGUGACACUGUGUGACAAUGACCUCACAAUGGCAGGUGCAGAGAUCCUUCUCAGCUCACCUAGCAUUCGCAAAAUGCAGUGCAUCUGGGUCAAGGGUAACCCACAUCUGUCGAUUAGAAAGCUUCGUCGCCCGCUAACAUGGAGUUCGGUACGCGUUAAAAUGUCUACUUUCCUAGAUACACAUCUACAAUGAAGUACUGAGCACUGUGACAGGCUCUAAAGUGUAAUGUCAGACUUGGCGGUAUCCGAGUGCCGCUGAUUUAUUUUAUGCCUGUAUACAAAGAAGAGAAUACUGCUGACACCUACAUGUAUAAAAUCUUGAAAGUUGAGCCAAUAGUAGUAUGGAAAGAGAAAAGUCAUAACUAGCAACUUAUAGGUUCUUUUCUCUUACCUACAUGUAUAUUCUGCUUAGCUCUUACCUACAUGUAUAUUCUGCUUUGCUCUUACCUACAUGUAUAUUCUGCUUUGCUCAUCAAGAGCUUUCCAGGAUGCCAACGAUUGUGAAAGUCGGAUAAUUAGAGCUAAAGUUGUGCCCUGAAUACGGUACGAAUUUCUCAUCGGUCUGUAUCCAUGCCAUUUAGGAUGGACGUUUAAGUCUGGCAUUCCUACUCUCGCUUUCUUUCCCUUUUCAACUCCCUCAACUCGCUGUUUUAUAUUAUGUAACUCCAUUCUACCGCACUGACUUCAGGUGAAAAUGCGAACCGAGCGCUCAUUCUGUUUGCCGGGACAUCCCUUUCCGUGGUGUUCGGUGGCCAUGAUGAUCACGGUAGCAUGUCCAGUUGUCAUGGCUUUGUUGUCAUGGCUUUGUUGUCAUGGCUUUGUUGUUAUGGCUUUGUUGUCAUGGCUUUGUUGUCAUGGCUUUGUUGUCAUGGCUUUGUUGUCAUGGCUUUUGCUCAAGCGCUAUAGAUUGUCUACAUGUAUGCUAAAAUAAUUUUUUGUGGUGGCUGAAAAUCAAUCCCUUUUAAAACCAUUACUCUUUCCUCUGGGGCUAAGCUAUUGCCCUCGGAUCUAUUUCUUUCUAAUCAUUUAAUUAUGGGUAUUACUCUCCUUGACAUUCACCUUGUUGAGCACUUUCGGUUGGCUGCUCUAGUCCU